Molecule: messenger RNA, 4428 nt
Organism: Scleropages formosus (Asian bonytongue)
Lineage: Eukaryota; Metazoa; Chordata; Actinopteri; Osteoglossiformes; Osteoglossidae
Product: C-terminal-binding protein 2
Exons: 9
Coding region: 1169-2470 (433 amino acids)
Biological process (GO): regulation of transcription by RNA polymerase II
Cellular component (GO): nucleus
Molecular function (GO): transcription coactivator activity; transcription coregulator binding; DNA-binding transcription factor binding
Source: RefSeq, a predicted model, not a curated record
CGUUUGCCAUAUUAAGGCAAGCUGUCAUGCCACGGUCUCCUCCGAGGGGCAGCCGCCUGUUAACUUAACCCUUUGCUUUAGGUUGACUUACAGACAUCUGGACAGUUACCGGACAGCGCUGGCUGAGAUUUGUAGGACAUUGCCGGUGUGAAUGAUCACACGCACUAUUUUAAUGGCACCUGUGUGUGUGUGUGCGAGCCUGCUGUACUCAGCGGAAUACCGUUCUAAAUACGGGAAGGUAAUGCGCAGUUGAGAGUGAGCAGGAAAAAGAGGAACGAGUAAUUGGGGGGGAGCGGGAGUGUGAAAGAGAGAGAGGGAGAGAGAGAGAGAGAGAGAGAGAGAGCGAGAGAGCGGGAGCGACGGAGCGAAAGAGAAGGAAAAAGGGGCAGGCGUUCUUAAAAUGCUGCGGAGGCCAGAUCACAAAUAAAACAUAAAAAAAGCGAGAGGAGGGGAGAAAAAAGACUGGGGGUGGGGGGUGUGCGUGGCGCAAAUCGAAGAUCGACUCACUGGAGCCCGGAGCGCAGCCUCGUCGAUUAAGCCCGCAAGCCUUUUCGGGGAUUUUUUUUAAAAGCAUCUCUUUUCCUAUUGUUAUUUUUGUUUUGUUUUUUUCGAAAUUCUCUUUUUCAUUGCUGUUUUACUCUUCCUUCUUGGCUGGAACAAAGGCGGGAGGAGGGAGCAGUGAGGGAACGGCCAGAGCCCCGCGAGGAAGGAGACGCCGAGAGUUUGGGCUCGCGCUGGAGACGUACCCCUGCGGACGGACACCGAGCCGGGGGACGCACAAAAAAAGCAAAAGAGAACAAAAAGGCACCCUCCUGACCUUCUCCCCUCUGACCUGCAGAGGUUUCCGUGUGUGGGGGUGGCGGCUUUCCGUCUGCACGCCCCCCGCCCCCGGCCCCGGACCCCUCUCUAGGGGGCACUCUGGCCAGUGAUGGUGCAGCUGUGGACGGAGCGUAGGCUCGUGCGGGGAGUCUUUCCCUAGCUGAUGGGAGCGAGACUGAAAGCGAGAGAGGAGUAGGGAUUGGAGGGGCGGGGGUGGGGCACGGAGGAGGGGGGUGGAGAAGGAGGAGAAGGAGGAGGAGGAGGGAGGCUACCCCCAGGGCAAACUCUCAGAAUCGUCUUUUCUCCUCUUUUUUUAUUUGGCUGCCAUGUGUAACUCUUAAUCAGAAGAAUGUGGAGACAACAUUUUCCAGGUAUUCGGCCCCAGAUUAUGAAUGGCCCCCUGCACCCGCGGCCACUGGUGGCCCUACUGGAUGGGCGAGACUGCACUGUGGAGAUGCCCAUCCUCAAAGACCUGGCCACGGUGGCUUUCUGUGAUGCACAGUCCACCCAGGAGAUCCACGAGAAGGUGCUGAAUGAGGCGGUGGGCGCCAUGAUGUACCACACCAUCACGCUGACCCGGGAAGACCUGGAGAAGUUCAAAGCCCUGAGGAUCAUCAUCCGCAUUGGUAGCGGCUAUGAUAACAUCGACAUCAAGGCCGCCGGAGAGCUGGGGAUAGCGGUGUGCAACAUCCCUUCAGCGGCUGUGGAGGAGACGGCUGACUCCACGAUGUGCCACAUCCUGAACCUGUAUCGACGAAACACGUGGCUCUACCAGGCGCUGCGUGAAGGAACGCGUGUGCAGAGUGUCGAGCAGAUCCGGGAGGUGGCGUCCGGAGCCGCCCGCAUCCGUGGGGAGACGCUAGGCCUCAUUGGCUUUGGUCGCUCAGGGCAGGCAGUGGCUGUGAGGGCCAAGGUGUUUGGCUUCAACGUGAUCUUCUACGACCCAUACCUGCAGGACGGGCUGGAGCGCUCAUUGGGCGUCCAGCGUGUUUACACCCUGCAGGACCUGCUCUACCAAAGCGACUGCGUGUCGCUGCACUGCAAUCUCAACGAGCACAACCACCACCUGAUCAACGAUUUCACCAUCAAACAGAUGCGCCAGGGGGCCUUCCUGGUGAACACAGCGCGGGGAGGGCUGGUGGAUGAGAAGGCUCUAGCCCAAGCACUAAAGGAGGGUCGGAUACGUGGGGCUGCCCUUGAUGUCCACGAGUCAGAGCCCUUCAGCUUUGCCCAGGGACCUUUGAAGGACGCGCCAAACCUGAUCUGCACCCCCCACACGGCCUGGUACAGUGAGCAGGCUUCUCUGGAAAUGCGGGAGGCAGCCGCCACCGAGAUCCGCAGAGCUAUCACUGGGCGUAUCCCUGACAGCCUGAGAAACUGCGUCAAUAAGGAGUUCUUCGUCAGCACAGCCCCCUGGGCAGUGAUGGACCAGCAAGGAGUUCAUCCUGAACUCAAUGGUGCCGCCUACAGGUUCCCGCCGGGUGUGGUGGGUGUGGCUCCAGGCGGAAUCCCCGGGACGAUGGAGGGCAUGGUGCCUGGGGGAGUGCCCGUCACCCACACCCUGCCCUCGGGCACACACCCCUCACAGGCGCCCUCGCCCAACCAGCCUGCCAAGCACGGCGACACCAGAGAGCACCUAGCCGAGCAAUAGCAGUAGACCAGGAGCGUUCACACCGACACUCAAUCCGGGACCAAGGGACAGUGAACCAUAGCCCUUUGCCACUCAGCACUGGGGACCGCAACACGUUCCACGGAUUUGUACUUUUUUCUUUAGUUUCUUUUCACUUUUCUUCUUUUGGUCAAUAUUGCAACUCUUUUGGGAAUGCCAGUUUUUUCCCAUGGACGUUCUUUGACUGUUGUGUGCGCCUUGGGGGGGGACAGCUCUGGCCCUGACCCAUUCACGCCCUGUCUCACUGGACGACCUGCUUCGUGAUCAACCAGUCGAAGAGCUUGGAGAAACCAUGAUGUCAGACAUGUCACUGGACCCUGCCCCCUUCCCAACCUUAUACCUUUGCUGUAGAUUCAGUACUCCCUCCGAUCACAUCAAGUCAAUAUGUGGCUUUAAGUUCCUCUUCAAACUAUUGUUUCAAGCCCCCAAAGCAAUCUCUUUUUUCCUUCUUCUUUGUUGUGAAAGUAUGAAAUCUAAAAACAUAUUUUAAAAAGUAUAUAUAUUUAUCAGGCAAGAGAAAAAGGAAGAUUGAAAGGUUGCCCACAGCAGUGGCAAUUGACAGUGACCUUUAACCCUUUCCUGGCCACACCCUUUCACCUCUGACCUAUCUCACAUUUCUGAAUGCACUGUCAGCACCGAGGAGGUAAAUCUAUACAAGGGCAAUUUCUCUAUAUCCACAGUCUGCUUCUGACUGUAGAGAAAUUGCUGUUCAUUUCAAAAAGGAGAAUGUUUGCUGAACCUUAGCUAAACAUAUUGUAAGCUGAACUUUUUGGGGCGGGAGUGCAGUUCACUUGUAUUAACUGCAGCACAAUGGAUUCCUAUGAACAGCAACAAGUAAGAGUGUUCUUUCUAAACAUGGUUUGUAAGCAGUGGUUCUGUAAUUUAGCUCAACAGAACAUAGCUGAUUCAUACACAUUUUAUAUAGAACAAUUUGUGAUUCAAGAUGUAGCAGUUUAGCACCAUGUGACUGCAGGUAUUUACCUUUAUCAAACAAGUCAAUGUACCAUAGCAUAUACUUUCAAUGUAUUACUUUUUGGAAAAAAGGUAUCCCUAGGGAAUACUAGCAUAAGCAUCUGCUUAAUUAAAGGAGCUCAAUCCAGACAGAUAUCCUCAUUAUCUGAUUUCUCACAGGAGGCAGUACAACAGUGUAAUAGAUCUCCUGCCAUUUCUGGAUGAACAUUUCUCUUUGGUUUCUGUCAUACAUAUAUAAUAAUGAGCGUCACAGGAAAGGGUUAAAGCUAACUUGCUGACUCAGGAAAACCCAUUUUUAGCAGAUUUUUCUCUCCCCGAACCCCAAAUUUUGUCUGAGAAAAGUCUGGAAUAUUUUAUUUCUCCUUCCCUUCCCUUUUCACCUCCUUCCAUUGUGGUAUUUUUAUAUAAUGAACACAUCCCUUGUUUUUUGGUGUUUAAAGUUUUACAGAGUCUGUUAGAUUUGUAUUUCCUAGGUAAAUGUUCUUAUAAUCAUAGUCCCAUGUGUACCCUCUGCUUUACCCUCCUUUUCCCUGUUCUAUAAAAGGCCAGUCAGAGCUCUUGGGAAUCGUCUACUCUGUGAGAGCAAUAGCAGAAUCCUACUAGUGUCCCAACAAUAGCAAGAAAAGGCUGCCAGCAGUAUGUUUUGUUUUAGUGUGAGUAUUUGUAUUUGUUUCUUGUACAAGGUGAACACAUAGCAUUCAGUGCAGUUCGAAUAAAAAAAAAAUACAAUCCCGACAUCCUAUCCCGUUUUGUCUUAAUGCCCUUUUUUCUCCAAAAGGAGGCGCUAUACAACUAUUUUACUUCAAAGAUGAGAAACCUGCGCGCGAGCCGCGACUUAAGAAUAAUUAAUGAUUAUGGCGCAGCCACAAGGAAGUUUUUCGAACUUUAAAGCAUCGUAAUAAAUAGCGUAUAACAACAUGCUCUUACACGGCAUCCCUGAAGUCCUCUUGGGGAUUUCUAGUUCUAAC